AUGGCCAAGGCCUGCCCCUCCUCCCCGAGCCUCUCCUUUCCUCUCGGGGGAUCUCAGGUUACCCCCCUCCCUAGGAGGGCCUCGGCCCUGCCAGCCCGUGCCCCCCAGGCCUGGCUGGACCUUUGGAGCUGCUGGUCCUGCCUGCCCCCCAGGGCCCUGACCCUGAUUCUUACCACCUUCUCCUGCCCCCACCUCCCAACCCCUGGCCACUUCCAGGAUCAGGAGGGAGAUGAGGAGCCCUUUGUUGUCUCCUGUGCUGUGGGACUGGGCUGGUUUUGUCCUGAAGUGGCCAGGAGCCAGGACAGGGUGGUCCCACCCACACCCAGCAUGGGUCCCUCACCGACCCCUGUUGCAUCUGUGGCCUGGGCACCAGGAGCGUCUGACACCCCCCCCCCCACCUCAUUGUCCAGCCUGGCCCCUUCCUUCCCUGUCAGCUUCAGGAUGACACCAGCUCUCCGGGCCUGGCACACUGCUGGGUGCCCCCUCCACGGGUUCUAG
Molecule: messenger RNA, 498 nt
Organism: Rangifer tarandus platyrhynchus (Svalbard reindeer)
Lineage: Eukaryota; Metazoa; Chordata; Mammalia; Artiodactyla; Cervidae
Source: the annotation of a GenBank genome assembly